Molecule: messenger RNA, 8303 nt
Organism: Pocillopora meandrina
Lineage: Eukaryota; Metazoa; Cnidaria; Anthozoa; Scleractinia; Pocilloporidae
Source: the annotation of a GenBank genome assembly
CUUGAAGUCAGUGCCAAUGUUUGAGAUAACAGAUACAUGAACGAGGACGACGUGGAUGAAACAACCAGUCUAAUGUCGGGCGAAGUAGUCACUCAGAAUUUUCGUGGUAACAGAAACAGUGACCGCCGGAGUCGAAGAAAUGGACAAAAUAACGAAAUAACAGAUGUGGUAAGUACUUUUUGAUGCUGAAGAUUAUAAUGAGAGAUUUCAGUUUCUGUUCUGAUUUCUGAGUUUUCUUUGGUUGUCGUUUACACCCAGGAAUCACCUUAAUAUCAUCAUUAAAAAUCAUAUUUUUCCCUCUUCAGUUUCGCGUUUAAUAUUCAAAGAUUGCUCAGUUUCAGAACUUUAUCAGUUACAUUUAGACACACCUAGUGUUGUGCUGUCAGCCCGCGUCCCUUGUAAACUUUCAAUGUACUGAAAAGUAGAGAGUUCGAGCCUCUUUCGAACGAAAACACGUCUGUGCUUGAUCAUGAUAACUUUGGAGACAGAAAUGGUGACACUUCUGUCAUAUCCCGUAAACGCCUAUUCUAAGCUCCCCUUUCUUUAAAAUCAGCGAAAUGUUCACUCAGAAUUUCCUUAAAUCAUUAAGCUGGCUUAUUUUGGAAAUAGAUUUAAGAAUAGCGGGAAACAGUAGGUGUGGGGUAAAACUAAACAGUUGAUGUGAAAUGUUAGGGUCCAGGCUUAGUUCAAGAGAAUGUGUCAUCACUUUCCCCCACUCCAUCCAGGAGUUGAUUAACCCUUGAAACCCUAACAACAGUUUUCAUAUUCUUCAUACUGUUCUUUGUACAUUUCCUAUGAUGCUGAUAAGAGGAAUUUGUUUAACGGUCAAGAGCCUCCUUCAUUGGUGAUCAUUUCCUUUAUUCUCAUGACCUUAAUGUUUGAUUCAGGGAUGAUAUUGUGAGGAGAAAUUAGAUGCCAAUCUUCUGUAGGGGUUAUUAAUGAUAAAAACUAUGGUGUCCACUGUUGUAAAGUAAUUUUGAUUAACCCUCAGAACCUUAAGCGUAACCAGCUUCUAAUUUCUCUUUGCAGUAGUACUGCUGAAUCAUUCAUUCGUUAAAAUAAAGGAAAUGAUUAGCAAUUUAAGAAGCUUUGAUUGUCAGUACUGAAAUAAAUGUAUAGGGAACAGUAUAGAGAAUAUGGAUACUGAUAUUAGAGUUUAAAAGGUUCAACCAACAUACUUAUUUGUUUUCCUGUCAGAAUGAUGGGCCUGAACUGUUUGAAGAAGGUGGUAAUGAAAGGCCAUCAAGGGCACGUCAGAGAAAUCAGGGCAGGGAGCAAAGGGUACGAGAUGUAUCGCCCAAUGAUAGUGAAAUGGAUGAGGAGGAGAUGCUCAAAUAUGGAGCCAAGAGUGUUAUGAUGUUAAUAGUUCCUGUUUCGACCUGUAUGUUGGUUGUUGUAGCAACUAUAGCGUCAGUGACAUUCUAUACACGGAAAGAAGGCACAUACCUGUAAGUUGCCCACAGCUGUCUCUUGUAUACUUUCUUUCGGAAUAUUGGGAAGGGAAUGUCAAAAAAAAGAUGAAAAAUUUUUUGUUUCAAUUUACCAGUCAAUCUUUUUUAACAUCAUUUUGUGUCUUUCCUUAGUGAAGCAACAGACUGCCAGCUCUCAUGUAAAACCAACGUUUAAAGGUGUCUUUGGUUGAGAUGAGGUGGCAUGAUGAUAGAGUUUUUUUUUAUGUAACAGUAUUCAGAUUUGAAAAUUUUUUUGAUGGCAGAAAAGUUAACAAGAUCUCCCUGAGAAACUAUUGGGCAAUCAUGUGUUGGCAGCCCUUUAACUAACUGAUGGUAGUAAGGUGGUUUUCUGUGGCCAUUUGCUAGCUGUCUGUUCACUGUCAUUUGACCCUUUGUCAGAUGUUAGUUCCCUGUAAAAGGUUUUCUGUUGGUCAUUUAUUUGCCCCUUAUCAGCUGUUUCUUGGUUUAUUGAGGGCUGUAUAUAACAGGGUAAUUUAGUAUUAUCAACUGAGUUGAUAACAUAAAUUGGCCACCAAAAAGAGUUUCAAAGCUGACAUUUUGAGAAGUAGCCCUUUGUUAGAGCAAAUGGGGGAGUUGUGGGUUGUGUUUGUGUUUAUAUGCAGAAAAUGGGGCUAUGCCACUGGCGAAAGAAAAACAAAUAAAUUAGUUGAAUGGAAAGCACUUGUUGAUACCAUGGAGAUAAAGAGUGCCGAUUUGAAAGAUUCAUUUUUGUUCUAGAGUUUGGUGGCUUUCCAAACUGCCUAGAUGUAGGGAAAUAUAAUAGCCUUCCAUUGAUCAUUUUUCUAAUCAAUCAACCUCAAUGUUGAUCUAUUAGUGUGUACACACCAUUUCAUGAGGAUGGAAACAUAAGCCAGGCAAGGAAGGCUGGAGAGGCAAUAGCAAAUGCCUCCAUAGUGAUUGGUGUUGUUCUGGCUCUCACCAUUGUCCUUGUGCUGCUUUAUAAGUUCCGAUGCUAUUGUGUGAGUACAGUAAUUUUGCUUCUCCCCACAUGUAGUUUAAACUUGUUACUCAUAUUACGUGAUUGUAAUGUAGUAAAGUUAGUAACAUCAUAUGGUAAAGUAUCAUUAGAUAAUGAAUGAUUGUUAUUGGUGAGCUGUAAUUUUAAGCAAUUACAGAAAAGAAGCCUGAAAAAAAUUAUAUGGACUACGCAGCCAUGCAUUGGAAAUGGGAACAUUCUAGAAGGCUUGUGUAAAUCAUGAAAUUCUAGCAGCAUGCUGGUAUUUGCCAAACAAUGCAAUUGACUGGUUAUGGAUUAUUAUUUCUCUGUAAAGACUUAUAAUAUUUAUAGGAAGAUUGUACUAAUCUGCCUCAUUUAACAAGGGAAUGAAUUGUGAGACAUAUAUUGGUAAUAAUACCACAGUGCCACACCUUCCUUAAAGUAAAUUUGUUAGAGUGAGAUUCUCAGAUCUUUUUAAAAGGGAAAUUAAGUUAGUGAAAUAUAAUAAUUAAUUACCUUAAAACAUUCACAGGAAUGCUCUGGUUGUUUCCUAGGUAAUAUCAGGAUGGUUGGUGCUAUCGUCUUUAAUGCUGUUAUUCUUCUUUGGCUACAUUUAUUUCCAGUAAGUCAUCCAUACUUCACACUCACUUUACCAGCUUUGCUUUCCCAUUAAAUAAAACAAUUGGAACUUGUCAUUAUGUGACUUCUUAGAAUGAUGGCGAAUGUUACUGUUGGUCUUAGACUCUCAGUUUUAUUGAGUGUGUAGCAAGUUUUCAAAGCCUAUAACAGAUCUCAUUUAAGUAAACCCAAUUCAAUCACAAAUUAGUUUUGACACUUAUUAAAAAUAUCUCUAUUUACUCUAUUUUCCUUGCCACACCUAGUCUGUUUUUCUAGGUUGUCAUCUAUCCUAGGCUUUCCUUUGUUUUUGGCAAAGGUGCUUUGUAUGUCAGUGACAAAAAAACGUUUUUUUAAUGUUCAAUAUUUGUCCUUGUUGUCAACAGAGAGGUGCUGAAGGUGUACAACGUAGCAAUGGACUACUUCACAUUAUCAUUGAUAAUCUGGAAUUUUGGGGUUGUAGGAAUGAUUUGCAUACAUUGGAAAGGACCUCUUAGAUUACAACAAGCAUACCUUAUCUUAGUUAGUGCUUUGAUGGUAAGCCAUAGCUUUGUUUUUUUGGUUGUUUUUUGUUGUGAGAUGUGUACUGGUUUGAAAGCAUAAGAUAAAAUUCUUAAACUAAUGAGUCACUAACAAUACUUAGUGAGGCCAAAACACACUAAGUUUCAUGUCCUUAUUGUUCACUUCUGGACACUUAAUUCCACAAUUGCCACAUUCCCAUACAUAUCAGUGAAGCCUUUCACUUAUAAUUUUAGAUCUAAAAAUGUGCUAACCAAUCAAACAAUAUUCCCCCAGUUGAUGAGUUUUUCUCUUCUUGUCCCAUUUCUGCUUGAGAAUGUAUGGAUGUUUAGAAGAUGUGGGGCUCAAAGCAAAGUUUAGCAGAUGCAAACGUACUCAGGGGUUUCAAUAGAUUGUCCAUAAGAGGCUGUGGGUGCUGUACCAGUAAUAGGCACGUGUGUUCAGAAAAUGGGGCGUAAAGCAAAACCCUAACAGGAGAGCCUGUUUGAAGGCUAAAUGGACCUGAAGUCUUACAUACAGUGGUAGACUUCUGUUAACAGCUUUCAUACUUUUUUUUUUUUUUUUUUUUUUUUUUUAAUUGGUGAUGCAAAGCUUGUUUUACUCCAUAGGCUUUGGUUUUUAUCAAAUAUUUGCCAGACUGGACUACUUGGGCAAUAUUGGCAGCUAUUUCACUCUAUGGUAAGCAACAACACCCUCUCUUUAGUCUUACUGUGGGUUUAUAUUGCUUGUGAAAUACCUUAAAUAACAGUUGCAAUGGUUGAUUUUUUUUCCUGUAGAUUUGUGUGCUGUUCUAUGUCCCAAAGGGCCUUUGAAGAUUUUGGUGCAAACUGCACAAGAACGAGAUGAGCCUCUCUUCCCAUCAUUAAUUUACUCCUGUAAGUUUUUUACAUUGCAGCUACAAUUCAACAUGUGAAACAUUGUCUAGAAGUGCUCCUCCAACAAGAGAUUCAGGCAUAUUCUGAAAAAUAAAAAUCCAAUUGUUUGUUGUGUUUCCAGCCACCAUGAUGUGGUCAAUUGGCAUGGCUGAUAGAGACAACAGUGAAGGUGCAGGAGCAAGAGUAACAUCAGUCACACGAGUUAAUUCAGAAGACGAGGAGGAAUUACUAGAGACUACUGAAGGGGUAGGACCCACAAACGAGGCUGCAGAAAAUGCAGUGAGGGCCCUGGGUUCACAAGAGGAAGAACAAGAAUCACCAAAUGAUGGUCAAGAUAGUGAAGAAGAAGAAAGUGAGUUCACUUAUUGUAUACUUUGGAAUAUUUGAUCAUUUAGUGUGAAUUUCUUCUAAGAGGAACUCUGAAAGAACUGUUGAUGGUGAAAAUGAACAAGUCAUUACCAGAAUCCCAAAGGAGACAACAAUCUGUUACUUUUUAAAAUACUCAUCCUUACAUAAUCUUGAUAGUGCUUGUAUGAUUUUAUGCUUUUUUAUUGAGUGUUUCAAUUUAUUGGUGUCUGAGAAAAGGGUGUGUUUUUCAGUGUUUUUUUUUUUGUUUGUUUGCCUUAGCUAAAACUGCUUCAGGGUUUCAUUCCCAUAGUGUUACCUGUAUUUUCCAUUGUUUGGAGAGUUCUUCCUCAAGUUUUGACUGAUUGACCAGUUGUUCAACAUAACCAUGUAUGAUUUCCUCAGCGUAAAUUUAAUUUAAAUGAAUCCUAAAGAAACACAGAGUUUAAUGUGUCGCUUUAGGGAAUAUUAGUGCUUUUUGUAUUUUUUAAACAGUAAGAAUCGUGAAUCAUUCAGUGAUAUAUGGUAAUUUGUAAAGCAAUCUUUUAUAUUUGAUGUUAUUUAUCAUUAUUUUUAUCACCAGAGGGUGUAAAACUAGGCCUUGGAGAUUUCAUAUUCUACAGUGUUCUGGUUGGCAAAGCAUCCUCCUACAAGGAUUGGAACACAACAAUUGCUUGCUUUGUAGCUAUACUUAUUGUAAGUGCUGAAAACUGGUCAUUCCUUAAUCAUUAACUCCUUUUUAUUGCCUUGUUGUGAGAUCUGUGAUCUGCUCAAUGAUGAUUCGCAUUAUUAUGAUGUCAAGAUGUACUGAGAGUACUUUUUUGACUAUUGAAAGGGACCAGUUUUUUUUUUUUUUUUUAGCUAAUUCUGGUGUCUGAAUCUGACUGAGCAGCCAGUUUUAAUUUGGGAAUCUACUGGGCUAAGUUGUUCAAAGCUUGGUUAAGAUAACUCAGGGCUAGCGAGAAAUCUAACUUCUGAUCUGAAAUCUUUAAAAAAAAAAUUCCGUAUACUUCUUUCUGUCUACAGUUUGAUGAUUGCAAAAAUAUCCCCGUAAAUCCUCUGAGGGCCUCCACAAUUCUUUGACAAAUUUCUAAGGUUGAAUGAAUGUCAGACCAGCAUUUCCCAUGGUCCCUAAGCAAUUACCAGUAUCUCCCUUUCUAUGUAUUUUUUAGAGACACACUUUGGCCAUGAUGGCUACCAAUGCCUUUAGGAUCAUGGUCAUUUUUAUCAAUAACUGUUUUUUUUUAUUAAAAAAAUCACCUUGAUCUUUAUUUCUGUCAUCAAGCCCUUCCUUGACUUCAAACACAGAAUCCUAAUGUAGGGUUUUCAACAAGAAUUUUGCAAGAAUCUUGACCAUCAUUCAGUGAUUCUUGUUCUGCACUAUUCUAAGUGCUUUCAAUUUUAACAACAUUCAUACUUUGCCCAUUUACCAUGUUUAACUGUGGUGGAACUUAUUUCACCUAUUUAUUCACUUCUAAAUGGAUUAUCUGGUUUUAUCAACUGAGUUGAUAAUACAAAUUGAUCAACAUAAAGAGUUUCCAAAACUGAGGUUUUGAGUCUUAGCCCUUUGUUAGAGUAAUUGAUGAAAGGCUAAUGCACAAAACUAAGUUUUAGAAACUCUUCAGAAUGGGCGAUUUCUAUUACCAAAUUAUCUUGUAAUACCCAUCACUGCUGUAGCACCACAGUUUCCUCAGAAAAUUAAUAGGCUUUGUUGUUUGUUCCUUGCAGGGUCUGUGCUUAACACUCCUCCUCCUGGCAAUCUACAAAAAAGCUCUACCUGCCUUACCAAUAUCAAUUACUUUUGGACUCAUUUUCAACUUUGCCACAACUGAGCUGGUUAAACCAUUCAUGGACAGCUUGUCAAGUCAGCAGGCCUUCAUUUGAGCUUUUGGAACAUUAACAAUAUUAUCAUAUUUUGUAUUAAAAGCUGCAGAGAGAAAUGGCUAUUGAAUUAGAAUGCUUGUUAUUUUGGGGGCAAUCCGUGUUAGUAAUGAGGCUGUAUUACUGUUAUUUCAAACAUAUUUUUCUUUUCGUAAAAAAAAAAAAAAAAAAAAAAAAAAAAAAAAAAAAAAGUGAGAAAGGAAAGAAGCAUGGACAUAAUACAUUUUCCUUCACUCAUGACAGAAAUUUCAUCUCCAAAUGUCAUUGUUAAAUUUGAAGUAUUUAAUAUGUACUCAUCUUGAACAAACUUUCGUGAACUUCGCUUGUAAACUCUUCCAAUUAAUGGUAACAGCAUCUAAAUAAUAGUUCUUCAGAAAUCACAACACAGGUGGUAGUUUCUGAAUUAAUAAUGAUGAUAACAGUAAAACAUGGCAUCAUAUUCCAUAAUGUUACCAACAGGGGUGUACAGUAUUUUUCCUUUUUUUUCCAAAUGCCUAAAUACACAGCCAUUUGACUGGCUUUUGUGGAAAAAUCAUUGUUCUGGUAUUGUUUUGGAACAUCAAUUCUGGUCCCUUAAUGAUUGCCUAGAACUCAACAUAUACAGGUAGUUUCCAGGAUUGCUAUUUUUGAGUGGUGAUUAACAUUUUGCCUUCUCAUUUUGUCUCCCUUUUAUGCAAACUUAAUUCCUUAUAUUUUGUUGAUAAUUAACUUUUGUAUUGAUGUACCAGUCAUGAGGUAGUUAUCUUUUCCUGAAUAUGACCAAUUGAAGUUGGAAGAAUCUUGAAAAAAGCUGCAACAUUAGUUUUCAUAUCUGUUUUUUUUUAACCCUUUAAUUCCUAAGAUCUGAUUGUUACUUCUGUCCUUUAGCUGCUACACAUUUCCUCGUAAAUUAGUUACAGAAAUUUGGUGUUCAAUCAAGAUCACAAUUUCAACCUCACAGGUUUGAGUAUUCUCAUUGCGUGUUUCCUGGAUAAUAUCUGCACAUUAUAAGGAGAACUUACAUAUUAAUCACUUAAGGGAGUAAAAGGUUUAAAAAUAAUGAACAAACUUAGUGGGAAAGUAAAAUGUUCUUGUAAAUACCAAGCAAUGAGUUCAAAUCAAAAUCAUUUAGUUUCCUUCAAUAAAUUUCAGCAAGUAGUUAAUGCAGUAAAUUAUUUAACUAUGAAUCCAAUUAUUAUUCUUACCAAAAUAGACAGCACUUUGCAAUUAAGACUACUUUGUUUCCUAAUACUUAUAUACCAGUAGAUCACACAUUGAAUUUUUCCUGUGCCAUUGCUGGGAAGGCAGAAAGAAGCACACAACAGAUAAAAAAUAAAAGUAAAGAGGUUUUAUAUCAGUCUAUGUUGAUCCUUAAUGGUAAAAACUAUGCAAGACUUCUUGAGUAGAGCCUAAGGAAGACCAAGAUAACAGUGUUUUCCUGUACAGACUCCCCACCCAGUAUAUAAAACAUAUUAUUGUAAUUGUAGUGCUCGGAAUUUAAAAAAGUGAGGUUGACCUUAUUUUAAAUGGUGGGCAAUCAAAAUUCUUGAAUUUGGUUAAAAAACAAACUCCACAUAUUAAGAACACUGCACAAAAGGAAAUCAAGAACACUUGUCUUUCCUUGUUUGUUGCAAAUAUUAAGAUGUUCCCAAAUGUUAGAUGAGCCUAGAUUCAACAAAA